Molecule: messenger RNA, 972 nt
Organism: Syzygium oleosum
Lineage: Eukaryota; Viridiplantae; Streptophyta; Magnoliopsida; Myrtales; Myrtaceae
Exons: 1
Coding region: 1-972 (323 amino acids)
Source: RefSeq, a predicted model, not a curated record
AUGCAGAUUGGUGUACGUAUUUGCCAGAAGAUGGAAAAGGAUGCCUCGGACGUUGUCAAACAAGAGCAAAAGAGCUACCGAAAUCCUCCUCCCGGCAAUCCAUCUUGCCCUUGGCUCGUGAUAUGCCAUGGACGGGAAGGGCAGAGGCAAACUUUCUACGACAUUUCGGAGGACCGCUGCCAUACGAGGAUCAUUCCCGACCUGCGCAACAAGUGGAUCUGCGCUACUUCGAGUCGCGAAUGGUUGUUCGUGGAAGAUCAAGAUUCUGGCGAUUGCUGCCUUUGGAAGCCCGCUUCUCUGGAGAAAAUCCGACUCCCGCCUACGGAAGACCUCGUGUUCUCUUGUUGUUUCUUGUCGUCUUCGCCGAGCGAUCCUCAAUCACAUGUUCUGUUGGUUGAUCUAGGAGAGGACGUCGUCGCAUUUUGCAAACCCGGCGAGGAUGCAUUCAAGAGGCACAAGGUCGAACCUUACAUCAGUUGUGCCGCGAUGUUCAAAGGGCAAAUUUUCUUGCUGCUCAAGUAUUGUGAAUUGGCUGUUGUCGACGUAGAGAACUCGGAGCUGCGAAUCCGAGCAUUGGGGAACAAAGGCAUUAAUUGGUCAAAUCCCGGAGGCAUACCGGCAUCGCGCAGUUAUCUGAUCUCAUCCGGCGAAGACCUGGUAGUCGUGGAAGAGAUGAUCUACGCCCUUCCAAUGGGGCGGAUCUACGGAUUUAAGGUCUUCCGGAUGAAUUUUGCAGAAGGGACAUGGGAGGAGCUGAAAAGCAUCGGCGACCGAGCAAUCUUUCUUUCUGCUCGUGGAGGAAUUUCUUGCUCUCCAAAAGACUCGAGAGUUAAGAAAAAUGCCAUAUACUUUGUGCAGCUUGGCGAUGGACAUAUUGGCAUGUAUGACUUGGAAGAUCAGAGCAUUUCGAAGGUGUCGCCUUGCUCAAACAUCGAUUACCGUCCAUCAUAUUUACGUUGGAUUAUGUUGUGA